Molecule: messenger RNA, 4203 nt
Organism: Heterotrigona itama
Lineage: Eukaryota; Metazoa; Arthropoda; Insecta; Hymenoptera; Apidae
Source: the annotation of a GenBank genome assembly
AAUAUUUGAUGUAACAUGGUUUGCUAUUGUUAUAGGCUGAAAUUGAUCUGUGAAUUGAAUUUUCCAGUUAGAAGUAGGAGGAAGUGGUAAUUUUCUUAUCACACGAUUUUCAAUAUUAUUAGGAUCAGGCCUUGGAAUGUUAAUAAGAGUUGGCCUUUUAGAUUUCCCACGUUUCUUUGCAAGAGGCGUUGGCUUAUUAUCUACCUUUGGCUUUUUACUAGAUACUAAAGGUCUUGAAAAACCUUGUUUCUUAAUUUCUUUAGUAUUAUUACAAUUAGCUUCUUCUAACAUAUCUUGGUCAUCUUCUAUUUUUUCUGUUGAAUUGACACAGUCUAGUUGCGAUACAUCCUUUAUAGUCGGAACUGCAUCACAUGGUCCUACCUUAUGAAAACUUUGUCCUGUCUGAAAAUGUUUUGAACAAAGUACUAACUUUCUUAUUUGAUUUGGAGACAUUUUCAAUAAAUCCUCUCUACCCAAAAACUGACACCAUCUUAGGCAUCUGCCUAUUUCAUAAGCUGGAAAAGGAUGAAACUUGUAUCUUUCUAUUUUAUUCUUUGGAUCUGAUCUUGAUCUACCACAAGCAGCACACGCUUGACUUUCCAAGACAGCAGGCGGUAAAGGCUCUAAUUUCUUAGGUUUCUCUGAGGAACUAUAUUUUGAAUCAAAUACAAAUUCCAUAAUAUAUUGCUCAGAUCCAUCUAACUGAUCAGGAUUUCUAAUAUUGGGAACAGCAUUGUCUAUCAAUCUGCUUUUAUAACCAGGCAUAAAUUGAGAACGAUCAAAAUGUUUUGAACAAAUGUAACAAAACAAAAUUUCCUUUCUUGUCAAUCUGUAAUAUGAAUCUACGCCAACGAAGUCGAGCCAUUUUAAACAUCGAAAUUCCUCGCCAGGAAAAUGAUGAAAUGUCACACCAUCAUAAUCUAAAUCCGAUGGAUCUCGACGAAAUCGGCCACAUAAUACACAGGUUAUGUUAUACAAACUUUGUUUAGGAUCAUAAAUUGAGGGUACUGCGGUACAGUUUAAUCUGUCGAAGUAUUCAUUUAAAAAAUCCUUUGGCUCGAAGUGCUUGGAACAUACCAUACGUUGAAGUAAUUGUUUCUUUGUAAGUUUAUACAAAUCCUCACGGCAACAAAAUUCCAACCACUUUCUACAACGAGCUUCAUCGUUAACAGGAAAUCCAAAAAACAUAUAUUCCUCUUCUUUGUUGUUUGGAUUCAUACGCGAACGACCGCAUACAACACACGGAUGUGGCAUUUUUUUAAAAAUUACUCUUUGUCUCUAUACAUUCGUCAAAUAGACAAUUCCAUUUUGCUAUAACUUCAUGAAAAAUAUCAGGACUGAGUCAAUGUUUUCUAAAUAUUAUAGCUAAUACAUUCUUUAAAAGAUUUAAAAUUAAAUUAUCUUUUUAUAGCCUUUUUGUAUAUGGUACAAUUCUCUGAUGUUUAGAGAAUAAAAUUCAAUAAUAAAAUGCAAUAACCUCUUCAUCAUUUUCCAAUCGUAUAUGUAGUUCAAAUUUUGAAUAUUUCUAUGAAACAAUAUGCAGCAAUAUUAAGAAAGUUCAGAGAGUUAAAAUGUUUCUUUAAAAAACACGUUUUUAGAAAUGAAUAUUAAAAAUCACUUUCUUUUCAUGUUAUUACACUUGUUGCGCCUUUCUUGAACUAUGAAAGGUUAAGCUACUGCUACAGCGUCUUUCACCUAACCUUUCAUAAAAUAAUACAGCUGUAAUUUGGCAAUAGACUAGCUAACCUAUCAAAGUCUUGCUAUCAAAAUAUCACUUUAUUAAUAAAAGAAAUAAUCAAAAUGGCAGAAAAUUCUAAUAAUCCAUACGAUAUUAAUGGGCAGCACUUUAAUCCUGAUAUGUAUUUUCAAAAAUUAUUAAAAGAGUGUACAUUGAAACAAAUUAUGGACCAUGAAGCAGAAAUUAUAAAAAAUACUCAAAUUUUACACUCUGAUAUGCAAACUCUGGUAUAUGAAAAUUAUAAUAAAUUUAUAUCUGCUACAGACACUAUAAGAAAGAUGAAAACAGAUUUUAAAGAAAUGGAAGAUAAUAUGGAUUUAUUGGCCAAAAAUAUGGACAGUAUCACUUCUUUUUCAGAGCAGAUUUCAUCAACAUUGCAGGGUACUAGACAACAAAUUGCCAAAUUAUCUUCUGUUCAUACACUGUUAAAAAAGUUGCAAUUCCUUUUCAAAUUGCCUGGCAAUUUGAAAGAUAAAAUGAAUGAAGAGAAUUACGCACAGGCAGUGCAAGAUUACAUUCAUGCACAACGUGUAUUGAAUCAAUAUGGCAAUAUGCCUUCAUUUCAAGGAAUACAGAAAGAUUGUGAAGACAUUGUAGAGGAACUCAAGUCAAGACUGAGAAUGCAAUUUCAUAAAAGAGAUGCAUCAACUAAAUCGUUAGCUGAAAAUGUAGAUCUUUUGUUACAACUAAAAGAACCAGCUGAUUCUUUGUGUGCUGAAUUUCUAACACAUGCAGAUGAAAGAUUAACAGAACAGUUAGAUGUUCUAAAAGAUAUGUGUGAAAAUGAUAUUAUAGAAUUUGUAGAUAUGGCUAGUUCAGGAUUUUUAAGUGACUUAUGCUUGAUUGUUGCAUCCUACAAUGACAUGUUUAUAAAUCGAUCACCAUCGGAAGAUAACGAAUUUACGGAUGACUUUGAUACAAAAGCCAUUGCACGUUUGAAUAGCUAUAUCAUGAAAAAUAUGAAAAAAUAUUUCGAUUUAAUUGAGAAAAGAGUAGAAAAUGUAGCUGAUACAUCUAUUUUAGUAAAGGCAUUAGAUAAAUUCCAUAGACGAUUACAAGCAAUGAAUACAUUAUGUAAAGAUACAGACUUUACAAGAACAGGCACCAAUAUUGUUAUUAAUGCAGGUAGAAAACAAUGUUGCAAUCAUUUGGACAAUUUAAAGUCCCAUUUAAGUGAAACACUUGUUAAAGUGAGACAAAUAUUGACAACUAAAAUUUCUCAAGACGGAGAUAAUAGUUUAGCCGAACUUCAGGCAUUGCUCAUAAUGCCUGUCAUAGAAAAAAUUAAAGGAGUUUUGCAGGAUUUAUUGGUAUUUUUACAACCAGACUUGUCAUUCAGUUUAAAAACACAAUUUCUACAAAAUUUCUGUGUGGAUGAAGUUAGAGAAGGCCUAAUAGUUGGAUUUUUGCAUCAUUUAGUGAUCACUGCAAAUGGAUUUUGUACUGGAUCUGAUAUUCCAAAAUUUCCACCUACUCUUUUACUUUUGUUGAGCAAAAUGUGCAUCGAAUUCAAAGAAAAUAAUGUCAAAUAUUUGCUUACUACUACCGAUGAUUUAUUCAAUAUGAAACAAUACACAUCAUCUGGAAAUGUCAUUACAACUGAAUCAGAGAUCUGUGACAAGUUUCAAGAAGCAGCGCAAAAUUUAUUAAAUCAUUACGUUCGUAUUCAAGGUUUAGCAGUGUCGCAAAUGUUAAGAAAAUCUGUCGAAACGAGAGACUGGUUACAUACGAUCGAACCAAGAACAGUCAGAGCUGUAAUGAAGAGAGUCGUAGAAGACGUAACGUUAAUCGAUACUCAAGUUGCUGCGUUAUAUGACGAUUCUGAUGGUCAAGUUGACCGAAGUAGCGACAGCAGUAGAAAAACCCAUAGCGUGAGUGUGUCCAGACAUCACUACAGAUCAAGUUGGUCAUCGUAUACACCCAAUCAUAUAGAUUCGUCAUUGGUCACGAAUAUUCAUAAGUUAUUUUCAGAACGUAUAGAAAUUUUUUCGUCGGUUCAAUUUAAUAAAGCCUCAAUUCUUACGGGAAUCAUCAAAAUAAGUUUAAAGACCUUUCUGGAAUGCGUAAGAUUACGAACGUUCAGUAAAUAUGGACUGCAACAAAUCCAAGUCGACACCCAUUACUUACAAUUGUAUUUAUGGAGAUUUGUUUCGGAUGAAAAUGUCGUUCAUUUCUUACUAGACGAAAUACUUGGAAGUGCUGUACAUAGAUGUCUAGAACCAGUUUUGAUGGAACCAAGUGUUGUAGAUAUUAUUUGUGAAAGAGGAUGAAGAAACAGACAAGUUUCGACCAUAUACAUACUAGUCUAUUGUACAGUUUUUUCUAGCGUUAUAUUUUCUUGUAUUACUAUUUAUGAAAAUGAAUGAAUAUUAUAAAGAUUUAUAAUAUACGAUGACCGUGUAUAUUCUUGUAUAUCUUAUCAUUAACACUGUACAUUCCACGAAUAAAUUUGGCGACGAACCGUA